AUGGAGGAUUGUAAUCCGGUGUCCACACCCCUAGAUAUCAAUCAGAAACUCAUCAAAGAAACAUGUCAACCAAGUAAAGAAGAAACUGAUUAUAUGAAAACCGUUCCAUACCAAGAAGCAAUCGGCAGCAUUUUAUAUGCAGCACAAGUAAGUCGCCCAGAUUUAUCUUUUGCAGUGGGGGCUUUAUUAAGAUUUAAUAGCAAUCCUUCAAAAUCCCACUGGGGAGCGGUUAAACGACUUUUUCGUUAUAUAAAAGGAACACUAGACUAUAAACUGGAAUACUCUCGUGACAAUGAAGGAUGUCUAGAAGGUUUUUCGGAUGCUGACUGGGCUAGUGACUCCGAUGACAGAAAAUCUACUACUGGUUACCUCUUUAAAUACCAAGGGGGACCUAUUUCAUGGAAUGCAAAGAAACAACCUACUGUCGCUCUCUCCACCACAGAGGCUGAGUAUAUGGCUUUAGCCUCAACAUCUCAAGAAGCGCUUUGGCUUCAAUCUUUAUUGCGAGAACUCAUAAAUUGGAAUCAAGAACUAAUAUUACAAUGUGAUAACAAGAGUGCAAUAAACCUCUCUAAAAAUAACAUAUAUCAUGCACGUUCAAAACACAUUGAUAUAAGGCAUCAUUUCGUUCGAGAUCUUGUUGAAGAAAAGAAAUUAAAAGUAACAUAUUUGAAAACUGAAGCGAUGCCUGCAGACGUGAUGACUAAAGGACUUCCUGCAACAAAACACAACAACUGUUGUAGAUUUAUAGGUUUUUUAAAAGUAUAA
Episyrphus balteatus (marmalade hoverfly) is the source of this 768-nucleotide messenger RNA. RefSeq lists its product as uncharacterized. The transcript has a single exon. The record is from RefSeq and is a predicted model, not a curated record. Bases 1 to 768 code for a protein of 255 amino acids. NCBI's taxonomy places the organism in Eukaryota, Metazoa, Arthropoda, Insecta, Diptera, Syrphidae.